Etheostoma spectabile (orangethroat darter) is the source of this 805-nucleotide messenger RNA. RefSeq names its product pleckstrin homology domain-containing family J member 1. Bases 313 to 636 code for a protein of 107 amino acids. The transcript has 4 exons. Lineage: Eukaryota; Metazoa; Chordata; Actinopteri; Perciformes; Percidae. Gene Ontology annotation, biological process: retrograde transport, endosome to Golgi; receptor recycling; endosome organization. The record is from RefSeq and is a predicted model, not a curated record. Gene Ontology annotation, cellular component: trans-Golgi network; recycling endosome; early endosome.
AUUACGAGAGAAGCGCGUCACUGCCUGCCAACCGAAAGGUAGGGGUGUGUGUGUGUUUCAUGGAGGAGAAGUAGGCUACAGUUUGGGCUGUGUUUGCUUGACCGUAGAAAUGAGCAAACACACGUCAUAUUUCGAGAACACCAGAUAACGAUACGGCGACGUUUAACCGACGACAUAGACAGCUCUGUCACUAACAUUACGUACUAUUGCUAGCUAGCUACCUCGCGCCGUUAUUAUGAUGUUGUCGGUGGGAAUGGCUCGGUCGUAGCCAAAGUAUCCUGUUGAACCUGUGUUUUACUGUCAGUGGACGUGAUGCGUUUCAACGAGAAGGAGCUGGUGUCUCUGAGCCGCCAGCCCUCGGAGAUGGCAGCCGAGCUGGGGAUGCGAGGACCCAAGAAAGGAGACGUUGUAAAGAAGAGGCUGGUGAAACUCGUUGUUAACUUCCUCUUUUAUUUCCGAACUGAUGAGGAGGAGCCAAUUGGAGCUUUGCUGCUGGAGCAGUGUCGGGUGGAAAAGGAGGACAGCCAGAGCUUUUCUAUUGCAUUUCUGGAUGAAGCAGAGAGGAAGUAUCUGUUUGAGUGUGACUCAGCAGAGCAGUGUAGGGAGUGGGUCGACUCGAUUGUGAAGGCCAGGUAGGACCGACUCUUUUCCAUCUUAUUACAACAGACACCACGACCUGGCGGUAACUGACUAGAUUAAAUGACUACAAUUUUGAUAAUCAGUCAUUUCAGUCAAUUAUCCAGUACAAAUACCAGAAUUUCUCAAAUUACAAGCUAAAGACUUUGGGUUCUAUGGCUGAUAAUAA